Molecule: messenger RNA, 3281 nt
Organism: Paramisgurnus dabryanus
Lineage: Eukaryota; Metazoa; Chordata; Actinopteri; Cypriniformes; Cobitidae
Source: RefSeq, a predicted model, not a curated record
CUCACAUGUGAUACCUUCAUAGGGCACUUUAAAACUAAUUCAGUAGUGAUAAUUGAGGUAUGUUAUGCAUAAUUACCUAUAAACACGUCCUGAAAUAAGUCAUAGAUUAUAUUUUCUAAGGCCAAGACUGACAGUCAUCAAAUCUCAACCAGCUGGCGCAGUUAUCGAAGUAAGUAGGGAAGGGAAUGUGAAUAGUAUUGACAACACACCCUAAUACAAGUGCGUAGCAUGAAAUACUGUUACAGUCAAUCGGGAAAAAAUUCGCGGCAGUUCUGUUGUGGCUUUUCGUUGGUAUACGAUACUCUCUGAUACAGAUGAAUCCGGUAAGUAACAACGUUCUUAUUAUGUAUAAUAUUAUACAGUUUGCCUUAAUUAUCUAUAGUAUUUUAGUUAGGUUAUCAUUUUUCAAUAAACUUAACAUAUUUGUGAUAACAUAUUACUUGAUUCAAAUUUAUUUUAAUUAAAUCGAUUAAAAUAACAACCCUAAUCAAAGUCUUGGUUCUUAAUAUCAAUUUUUUUCAAGUAAUUGUAACUUUUUAGCUGAUCUAAUAACUGUUAUUUUAAGUGUCGUAUUGAUUAACGUUACAUAUGGGGUUCAAUAUUGUCAAUUGUAAUAUAAUAAAUAAUUUACAUACCUAUUCAAAGCUAGCUUACAAUUAGCAUCGAUAUCUUGAGAUAUGAAAGCGAUUUGUAAUUUUUCUUUAAGUGCAUAGUGACCUAACUAGUUGGACAUAAACUCGUUUUGUGUGGUUGUUUAUUGCUUGUUAACUUGUUGUUUGUUAACUUGUUUUUUAAUAUCAGAUCUGUUUAUCCAAUACAUUUUAAACCAAAGCAAAACGGCAACUAGAUCAUGGAUAACAAAGACAACAGGUCUACUGAGGGUUCAGAUGAAGAAAUGCGCGAGUUGCUUCGACAGAUGCAACAGACUACAAGUUUAUUGGCUGCACGGCUAUCAGCCUCGAAUCCCGGUUUACCAGGGACAUCGUCUGCCUCUUCCUCACCCUCCCCCGCUGGAAACUUUUUACCUUCUUCAGCCUCAACACCCCAUCAUUUGCAUUCCCUUCCAUCAACAUCCUCAGCAUCUUCUUCGAAUAUUCAUUAUUCAAAAGAAGAUGAUGUCCAGGUCAAACUUGCAAGGUUGUUCAGGCCAUAUGAUUCUAAAUGGGUACCUGGAGGUAAUAAGGGGAGACCCCUCAAAAGAAAAAGAGAGGUACCCUGGAGUCAUGAUUUUAUUUGCUGUUCUAAAACAGACACAACCACUGUCCCAAACAUGGAGCAUCUAAGACUUCUUGACAAAUGUAGCUUGGGCCGCAAAAUCCUUACAUUUCCUGAUAACAUGGGAAACCAUUCCCAUGUAUCAGAAAGUCUUUAUGCAGCAUAUCCACACCUUCAUGAUGCAGGUGGCUUUUUUCUUGCCAGGAGCAAUCGUAAAAAAGAAUUAUUAAAGAUCCCCAUACCACCUGAAGGCUACUCAGUGGAUUAUUUGCGACACCACUGUGACAUCAAACGUGCUCCUAUAUACAUAAUUCUGUUACAGCGAGACCUUCCACUGCAGCAACCUCUAGAGCAUGUGUCAGCAGUUACAGAGAAGUGUCUCACCUGCAACCAGAUGUUAAUGCUUUCCACAUUGGCUGAACAUGUUAGGACAUGCAAGAGCAAAAAUAUAGAAGAUGAAGAAAAAAGUGAGGCGGAAGAGAAUGUGUCUUCCAGUUCAAGUGACGAUGAAGAUCUGCGUUUGGCAAUUGAACUGUCUUUUCAGGAUACAGGACUGUGUACAGCAGAUUCAUCUGUUUCAGUCAGUGUCCAUCCAGUUGCAGCUGAUGCAGUUCAUCAGCCUACAGAAGCUUUACAGUUGCCCCAAACACAAGAUCAAACAAUGGCUGCAAAUCAAACAUAUAGAGAGACUGCUCAAUCUGUGAUUGUCUUGUCCAGUGACGAUGAAUCCACAUCAUUAAAUACGAACAUGAUAUUAGAUGUUGACACAUCUUCAAAUGCUCCAGCAAACACCAACCAUGAUGGGAGUGCGACAGUCAAGUCAAAUUUGGAGAUUAUUUUAGAGAACAUUGGCAGGCGACUGGACACUGGACCAGCUCCAUUAUCGAACAAUAUUAAUGUUAUGCGUGAUUGCAUACUUCCAAGUGCUAUGAGAGCAUUCUGUUGUCUUUGUCGAUGCAGACAACACUGGAGAAGGUGCAGUAGAUGAAGGCGGGCCAACUAGGGAGUUUCUACGCCUUCUCAUCUUGGAUAUUAAAAAUAGCCACUAUUUCUGUGGUGAAGAGAACAUUAAACAUUUGGCUUUGGUGUCCCGUGCUGUGCAGGCAGGUGAAUAUAAAAUAAUUGGCCAAAUGUUGGCGGUAGCCAUUAUCCAUGCUGGCAUCUCCCCAGGGUUCUUUUCUGAACGAUUAUAUGCCCUCAUUUCACAUCAACCCAGACCUCCAGUUGAUGUCACUGAAGUAGAGGAUGUGGAUCUGCGGCAAAAGCUGCAAAAAAUCAAAGAUGCAACAACACUACAUGAUGCUCAGGAUGCUGUAACCGAAGCAGCUGAAAUUUUGUCUUUACUUGGAUGCUCAGGAUACUUGAGGACAUUAGAAGAUCAACGUGUUCUUGUUGAAGAGGCUGCAAAAGCAUAUGUGGAGGGCCGUGUCAGAGAACCAGUGGAACAAUUAGUAGAAGGCUUGAAAAGUCUUGGUGUAGCAGAGGCCAUUGAGCAAAACCCUGAUGUCAUGAAAGACAUUUUCGUUGGUGGGUCAAAGCCUCUUAAAGCAGAAGAUGUUCUCAACCUUUUCAAAGUAAUUUACAGCCCUUCUGGAAGUAACAAGAGAAGGAUGGAGAACCAAACCAUAAUAUUUUGGAGGGACUGGCUGGUUGAAGUUGGAGAGAACACAAGGGAAGUGACAUUGGAGCAAAUACUAAUUUUUGCUUCAGGGUCCAACAAAAUACCUUUGUUAGGGUUCCCGGAAAAACCCACAAUUCAGUUUUUACACCAAGGAGACCAUGGUGUGAGAAUUUUCCCAGAGGCUAAUACCUGUGAUGUGACUUUGCGUCUGCCAUUACACACUUCAUUCAAUGUCUUCAGGGAGAAGAUGGAGUUCGGCAUUCUACAGUCACCUACAUUUGGAUUCGCCUAAUUUUUUUUUUUUUUAAACCAGUUACAUUAGUUUGAGUAUAACAAGACCUUUUUGUUUUUUAGACAUAUAGUUUGAGGAUAACAAGACUUCUUUUUAGAAAACCAGUUACAUUAUUUUGAGGAUAACAAGAUUUUCCUUCAUUAGCCUCAUAUU